This is a messenger RNA of Nothoprocta perdicaria, 1821 nucleotides long. It is a transcript of the gene HADH, whose product is annotated as hydroxyacyl-CoA dehydrogenase. The coding region runs from base 9 to 950 and encodes 313 amino acids. The record is from RefSeq and is a predicted model, not a curated record. Gene Ontology annotation, molecular function: NAD+ binding; (3S)-3-hydroxyacyl-CoA dehydrogenase (NAD+) activity. NCBI's taxonomy places the organism in Eukaryota, Metazoa, Chordata, Aves, Tinamiformes, Tinamidae. Gene Ontology annotation, cellular component: mitochondrion. Gene Ontology annotation, biological process: fatty acid beta-oxidation. The transcript is spliced from 8 exons.
CGCGCGCCAUGGCCUUCGCCACCCGCCGCUUCGUGCGCGCCGCCUCCGCCGCCGCCGCCACGGCGGCCGCCAAGAAGCUGGUGGUCAAGCACGUCACCGUCAUCGGCGGCGGCCUCAUGGGCGCCGGCAUCGCCCAGGUUGCAGCAGCCACAGGACACACUGUGGUGUUAGUAGACCAGUCGGAAGAAAUCCUUAAAAAGUCUACAAAAGGAAUUGAAGAAAGCUUGAAAAGAGUGACAAAGAAGAAGUUUGCAGAUAAGCCUGAGGCUGGUGCUGAGUUCAUUGAGAAGACCUUGAAGAACCUGACAACAAGCACGGAUGCAGUAGCAGUGGUCCACAGUACAGAUCUGGUGAUAGAAGCCAUUGUGGAGAACCAGGAAGUUAAAAACGAGCUCUUCAAGACACUGGAUAAGUUUGCUCCAGAGCAUACAAUAUUUGCAAGCAACACUUCAUCCUUGCAAAUCACCCAGUUGGCUAACUCAACCACCAGGCAGGAUCGAUUUGGUGGUCUCCAUUUCUUCAAUCCUGUGCCUAUGAUGAAGCUUGUGGAGGUUAUCAAGACACCAAUGACCAGCCAGAAGACUUUUGAAUCGCUUAUGGAUUUCAGCAAAGCAGUAGGAAAGAGUCCUGUCAGUUGUAAGGAUACUCCAGGAUUUAUUGUUAACCGUCUCUUGGUGCCAUACAUGCUUGAAGCUGUUCGACUCUUUGAGAGAGGAGAUGCAUCAAAGGAAGAUAUUGAUGUUGCUAUGAAGCUUGGGGCUGGCUAUCCCAUGGGUCCAUUUGAGCUGCUGGACUAUGUUGGACUGGAUACUAGUAAAUACAUUAUAGAUGGAUGGCAUGCAUUAGAGCCCAACAAUCCUCUUUUUGCCCCCAGCCCUCUGCUGAAUAAACUGGUAGAAGAGAAGAAGCUGGGUAAGAAGACUGGAGAAGGAUUUUACAAAUACAAAUGAACCCCCAAAUUUGGGAGCUCUUAAGCCAUCUGUGUAUGCUAUUCAGCAUUCCCAUACCACAGGUGAAUUCUGUUUGUGCCCUCCCAAGGAUGGCAUGAGCUGCAUUUAGAGCAUAACCCAUGUCUGAACUUGAGUGAUUGCACUACUUCACAGUUUCUAUGCCAAAAGCUUGAUUUGGUAGAUUAAUUUGUCUUGUAAUUUUGAAAAGCUUUACAUAUAUGGUGCCUUCAUGCAAAUGUUGAUUUUUUUUUUUUUUUUUUCUCUGCCCUCCCAAGUGCAGGACAAACUGCCAAGUGAAUUUCUGUAUCUGAACAUGUUGUUAUAUUAACAGGGGAAAAAUCCAAACAAAAAUACAUUUUCAUGAAAAUAAAUUUUUCAACAAUUGAAUACUGAAUGCCAUGACUUCAAUUGAUGUACUUGAUUGUAGUCCACUGGGUGGCAGUCUGUUUCUGCAGUGGCAAAUGCAGAGGUGGAAAGGCAGUGUGUUGUUCUGUUAGGAUUUUUCUUAAACACAAUGUUAAUAUGUASGUGUAAAUUACAGUGUCUUGAACAAGCUUAUGCUUUUGAGUGUAAUAUUAAGAACAAAAGAACUGCAGAGGCAGGCUCUACCCGCUCUACCUGCACAGAAUGCAGGUAGGCAGGUACCUGCACAGAAUGGUCCCAAUACUGCCUUUAAAAGAAAACUCUAUUUGGAUUUCCCGGCUUUUUCAAUUGCAGAUCAAGGGCCACCUUUUGCUAAUUGCUGUAGAAACAUUAUGAAGGUGAUUCCUAAUUUGGCAAAUUUAGUACUUAGAUUUGUUUUUAAUAACUAGGAUAGGAAGCUUGUAAAGGCUUCCAUAUACUUUUUCGAAUCCUAUAAAGUGGCCUUAUU